CUAGCCAUUGCUUUAGCGUGGCCAAGGCAUCAUCAUUACGCUAGUCGCUAGAUGCGGCGGCCUCUCAUGGCCAUUCUGCUCGUCUUCCUCCUCUGCCUCUUCAACAUCGCGUCCGCCGCGGAGCGGAACCUUGUAGAUAGCCUCCCGGGAUACGAGGGUGCUCUCCCUUUCCGCCUGGAAACAGGGUACGUGAACGUGGACGAGAAGAAUGGGGCGGAGCUGUUCUACUACUUCAUCGAGUCGGAGGAUGAUCCCCGCCGUGACCCGCUCCUCCUCUGGCUCACCGGCGGCGACCACUGUACCGUCUUCAGUGGCCUCGCCUUUGAGAUUGGCCCAGUCAAAUUCAUCAGGGAGCCCUACAAUGGCAGCGUGCCUCGGCUGAAGUACAAUCCGUACUCUUGGACAAAGGCUGCAAACAUCAUAUUUGUCGAUUCACCCGUCGGCGCCGGAUUCUCCUUCUCACAAGAUACCAAGGGCUACGCUGUUGGGGAUGUAUCGUCGUCUCUGCAGCUCAAAAUAUUUCUAUACAAGUGGUUCGAAGGGCAUCCGGAUUUCCUUGCGAACCCUUUCUAUGUUGGAGGGGAUUCCUACGGGGGAAAGAUUGUACCAUAUCUUGUGCAGAAGAUUACGGAAGAUAUUGAAGCACAAGUCAGGCCUGCUCUUAACCUUAAGGGCUACCUAGUAGGAAACCCUGUUACAGGUGAGAGCAUUGACACCGAUUCCCGAGUGCCAUAUGCUCAUGGAUUUGGGAUCAUUUCAGACCAAUUGUAUGAGGCCACACUGGAGCACUGUAAAGGAGAGAGCUAUAGCAACCCGACAAAUAUGAUUUGUGAUCAAUUGCUAAAGAGAGUCCACGAACUUCUGGGUGAAUGUUCAAAGCCACACAUUUUGUAUAAAAAAUGCUUUUAUGUUUCUCCUGGACAAAACGAUGAAUCUCCAAGGAGAAUCAUACUGAAGAAGGAAAUCGGAGGAUUAAAACGUCCACCACCUCGCCCUCCAAUGGAUUGCCAGAACUACGUAAAUUAUCUGUCAUACUUCUGGGCAAAUAGCAUGGCCACCCGAGAUGCACUAGGUAUCAAGAAGGGUAGCAAGGAUGAGUGGGUGAGGUGCCACGAUGGCGACCUACCAUAUUCGAAGGAUAUUAAGAGCAGCAUAAAGUACCAUCGAAAUGUUACAUUAAAAGGUUAUCGUGCAUUAGUUUACAGUGGGGACCAUGAUUCUGUCAUACCGUUUCUUGGUACCCAGGCCUGGGUGAGAUCACUCAACUUCCCUAUUGUUGAUGAGUGGAGGGCUUGGCAUGUUUAUGGCCAAUCCGCAGGGUUCAGUAUAGUCUAUUCGAACAACUUGACCUUUGCUACUGUAAAGGGUGGAGGACACACUGCACCAGAGUACCAGCCGGAGAGAUGCCUCGCCAUGUUCAAGCGGUGGAUUUCCAACAAGCCACUUUGACCAACAGUUAUUCUAGACAAAUUUAUAUGCUGGGCAGCAACGUAUGUGCUUGUUUCUGAAUUUUCAUUGCACAAAAUUUCACAUAUAUGGAGUGAUAAGGUUGUCCGUACCAGUUCGUCAGCAGGGCUUCCAUGAGACACUCUCUCAUGAGCAUAGCAGUCUUUUCCAAACAAUUGUUCAAAUGACUCUUUUCCAUUCUUAUAUAUUAAAUUAUUUAAGAUGAGCAAAUGUAAUCUUAGAAGCAAACAGUUAUUCAAGAAUAACUUUCCAGCCACGUAUGAACAAGCUAUAUUGAAUGGUCUUUUUUUUUA
This is a messenger RNA of Setaria italica (foxtail millet), 1760 nucleotides long. Its product is annotated as serine carboxypeptidase-like 11. Bases 52 to 1449 code for a protein of 465 amino acids. Lineage: Eukaryota; Viridiplantae; Streptophyta; Magnoliopsida; Poales; Poaceae. Gene Ontology annotation, molecular function: acyltransferase activity, transferring groups other than amino-acyl groups; serine-type carboxypeptidase activity. Gene Ontology annotation, biological process: proteolysis; secondary metabolic process. The record is from RefSeq and is a predicted model, not a curated record. The transcript is spliced from 13 exons.